AACAUAAAAUAAGACUAAAAACGCAAAUCAAAGAAAUAUAAAAUCAAAUCAUUAAGGGCUAAAAAAAAUUGAUGAUGUAGGGCACGAACUAAGCAUAGGACUACAAACUUCAUGUGUCGAAAGUAUGUAUGGAAAAUCCUCAUAAACCGGCAACGCAAAUUUAUCAUCGAGUUAGGCUGUGCCUGUCAGCUUUGGAUUUAAGAGCACAAGUUGAUUGCCAUUAAUGGCGUCUAAGGAUCACCCUCGUCGAAUCAUUCCAAAUUUGUUUCCUCUACAUGUUUGUAAGGAGCUGGAAUUCAUUCACAAGAGCAAUUGUACUGUUGGGUACAGGCCUAAUGUGUUCUCCACUACUCUUUCUCAUCUUAUCGCUACUAAUUCUUCACAUCUUAUCAUGCCUUUCAUCUCUCUUCGAGAGAAAUUGAAGGAGAUAGUAGAGGAAACGUUUGAUUGUGAGUAUGAAUUAUUUAUCGAAUUCACCGGUUUAAUUAGUUGGAAUAAAGGUGCAAGCAUUGGAUGGCACAGUGAUGAUAACAGGCCCUAUCUCAAGCAGCGUGUCUUUACGGCAGUCUGCUAUUUGAACAGCUACGGAAAAGAUUUUAGUGGUGGCAUGUUUCACUUCCAGGACGGGGAGCCAGGAAAUUAUGUGCCCAUGGCUGGGGACCUAGUCUUGUACUCUGCUGACAGCCGCAAUGUCCAUUGUGUUGAUGAGAUAACUGAUGGAGAACGACUAACUUUAAUCCUUUGGUUCAGCCGUGAAAGUUCUUUUGAUGAGGAUGCUAAACUCCUUUCACUGUUGGAUCAGAGCAUUUCAGAUAAUGAGCCUGUCUCAUGCAUUCCCUUACCAGCACCUAGCAAUAUGUACUGGUAUUCUCUGAACCAAGCUUGUGAUAAUCAACAAGGAUAUGACAUACACUUCGCAAGAUUAUUUGUUCUGGGAUUUGAUAUCUAUCCCACCCAAGAAAAGAGUUGUUCUUCAGAAAAACUCUCCCAACACAGCUCCAAUGUAUUUAUGGAACCUUUGCAGCUGGUUAGGGAAGACAAGCUAUAUAGCAGAAAGUUUACCAACCUGUUGCAUGCCCUCCAGGCUGUACAAUUCUAUUACUGGAAACAGCAAGCCCUUCAACAACGGGAAAUCUUUAUAGACAAUACCAGUGAUGUUUCACUAUUAUCAGACGAACAAAAAGAAGUUGUUCAUGCACUAAGAUCUGCUUUCUCAAGUGCUAUACAAUCGGAUACGAGAGUAUUAUGUUAUUCAUCCACAGCUGACAGCAGUAAACUUCCAUUUGAUUGGGCUUGCUUUUCUGCUGCUAUAACAUGUUGGGAAGAAUACACAUUUGAGUUACUUAAGCAGUUGCGAAUGCAUAUACCGUUCUGGAAAGACUAUCAAUCAUUAUUUUCCGUCUCAUCCUCACUUGAUAAAUGAAUGUGAACACCAUGUUCCUCUGUUGAAGGUGUACUAUUGUUACAAUGGUGAGCUUUGCUCAAUGGUGGAUACUGAAUAGUAACAAAUGCUAUUUUUAUUAGGAUACAGGAUACGCCGAGUGAAGAGGAGGACUUGGAGAGGAGGCAGCGAAAUUAAACCCAUAUCCUACAUGGGAGUAUGUGCUCUACUGAGACAGGACCCGAUUCUCCUGCUAGUUUUGAUUCAAGUAGUAUCUGCUAGUUUUGAUUCAAGUAGUAUUUGCUAAUAUACUCCUUUUCCUCGUGUUCUUACACCAACAUUAGACUUUGGAAAUUGUGAUGCAUUUGUAUGAGACUAAUAUCACCUAAAAAUUAUGGUGAUGGAAACACACAAGGCGACUCGCAAGUUGCAAAAAUACAGCUAGUCCUAAUUAGAUAAAACAAAAGGGGAGAAAGAAAUAAGACUAUAAGAGGUCAACCCUCUUUGUAUUUUUGUACUAAGCUUCACAAAAAAUGUGAGGUCCUUUUCAAACAAAUUAGGCAAAUUAUAUGAAACAUAUUGGUGUACCAAUAUAUUAUGUGAACUUUUUAUUUACGUAAAAUUAUAGAUGAAGUUGGUUGCUAACAAUUUAUUAGAGACAAUUGACUGUUAUUUUAGGGGUAAAAUUGUGUUUCAUUAUUUUUUCCAGAUUCUAUAUAGGUGGAAGCUAUUUGAUAGCAUUUAAAUAUCACGGUUCCUACUCUCAAGCUUACUUUUUCUAUCCAUCUAAAU
Molecule: messenger RNA, 2173 nt
Organism: Amaranthus tricolor (Joseph's coat)
Lineage: Eukaryota; Viridiplantae; Streptophyta; Magnoliopsida; Caryophyllales; Amaranthaceae
Exons: 8
Coding region: 224-1423 (399 amino acids)
Biological process (GO): collagen metabolic process
Source: RefSeq, a predicted model, not a curated record